CCCCUCCUUGAACUCACCCCUAAAAGAGACGAUCCUCCUUCUUGUGUUCACAACACAACAUAACUUCCCUUUCCCUCCUUCUCUCAAAGCAAAGCCAAACCCACUGCUCUCUCGGUCCUGUCUUUGUUUUGUUUUUGUUUGUUUCUGUAUACAAACAAUCCUUAUUGUUUGUUGCUAUUAUAGUAUGACUGGUAUCGUUCCAAACAACAACUUUUCCUGAGAAAACAAAAGGAAAUAUAAGUUUCUUGUUUGUUUUUUAUAAAACCCUAAAGAAGAAGUAAAGAGAAAAUAUGGCAUCACCUUCUGGACUAUCCCUUGACUGCAAACCUCACAGUUAUUCUAUGUUGUUGAAAUCAUUUGGGGAUCAGCAUAUUGAUCAAACCCAGAAGCUUGAAGAAUUCCUUUCUCGUCUUGAGGAAGAACGCCUUAAGAUCGACGCUUUCAAGCGUGAGCUUCCCCUUUGCAUGCAGCUUCUAACCAAUGCCGUGGAGGCUUCAAGGCAGCAACUACAUGCAUGCCGAACGAAUCAAGGAUCAACGCCAGUUCUUGAAGAAUUCAUACCCCUCACGAACUCAAGCUCCGAGAAUUCAGACAAAUCGCAAAACAUAUCCGAUAAAUCAAACUGGAUGAUGAGUGCACAGCUAUGGAGCCAGGCGGGAAACGAAACGAAACCGCUGUCCACAAUCACGUCCCCUAAAGAAACUGAUAUCGGUUUCAGUGUUAGUCCCAAGUUGGCCUCAGAUACCAAGCAGAGAAAUGGAGGAGCUUUCCUUCCAUUCUCCAAAGAACGAAACUCGAGCCCUGGUUCGACUUUGCAAGCUCUUCCGGAGCUAGCUCUUGCCUCUGUCAAUAAAGAUAUGGAAGACAAGAAAAGCUUGGAAAGCACUGAAAAUGAUUGUCAACGGAGAGAGAACUCAGGUAAAGUUGGGAACGGGGGAGCUUUGGUUGAGCAAGCCAAAGGAACCAGCUGUAACGCAGCUGAUGGGCAAACAACCAAUAAUAGUAAUGCUAGUACAAAUGGUAGUCAACCUCAUAGGAAGGCUAGGCGGUGCUGGUCACCUGAUUUGCAUAGGAGAUUUGUCAAUGCUCUCCAGAUGCUUGGUGGUUCUCAAGUUGCCACUCCAAAACAAAUAAGGGAGCUGAUGAAGGUUGAAGGUUUGACCAAUGAUGAAGUGAAAAGCCAUCUACAGAAAUAUAGGUUACAUACGAGGAGACCAAGUCCAAGUCCGCAAGCACCAGGAGCCCCAACACCGCAGCUUGUAGUCCUAGGUGGCAUAUGGGUUCCACCAGACUAUGCCACUGCCGCUGCAGCUGCUCACGGUGGGGCUCCCACUCUUUACGGCGCUCACCACCCGGUUGCUUCCCAUGCCCCACCUCACUUCUGUGCAUCACCUGUGCCCCAAGAAUUCUACACUACGGCGGCCGCUGCAACGCCAGCUCUAAAUUCACCCCAGCUGCACCACCACACCCUCCAGCAUCAACUCCACAUGUACAAGGCCACCUCACAGGCCCAUAGCCUGCCGGAUCCCGAAAUGAGGGGAGGAGGAGAGCGGUCCGAGAGCAUUGAAGAUGGCAAAUCUGAGAGCAGCAGCUGGAAAGGUGAGAGCGGAGACAACGGUGGCGGUGGUGGAGAGCAAAGAAAAGGAUUAGCUGCACUGAGAGAGGAAGGUGAAGAAAGCAAUGGAAGUGAGAUCACUCUCAAAUUCUAACAGUUUUAACGUUUAGGGUUAGGUCUCGGUAUCCAUGUAAUUCUCUGCAUAAUCAUAUGCUAUUAUUUUGAAAAGAAAAAAUAUAUAUGUGAAAUAUGAAGGGAGGGUAAAAAGGGCAUAAAGAAAAGUGAAAGUUUGUUUUGUUGUUUCCAUCUGCGCUUAAAAUGUCAAUUCGGGAAAAGUUUGAACAUUGGAUUAUAUGUUUUUUGGCGUUUUC
Hibiscus syriacus is the source of this 1926-nucleotide messenger RNA. Its product is annotated as myb family transcription factor EFM-like. Gene Ontology annotation, biological process: regulation of DNA-templated transcription. Bases 291 to 1709 code for a protein of 472 amino acids. The transcript has 4 exons. NCBI's taxonomy places the organism in Eukaryota, Viridiplantae, Streptophyta, Magnoliopsida, Malvales, Malvaceae. Gene Ontology annotation, molecular function: DNA binding; DNA-binding transcription factor activity. The record is from RefSeq and is a predicted model, not a curated record.